This is a messenger RNA of Rhizophagus irregularis DAOM 181602=DAOM 197198, 708 nucleotides long. RefSeq lists its product as uncharacterized. The record is from RefSeq and is a predicted model, not a curated record. NCBI's taxonomy places the organism in Eukaryota, Fungi, Glomeromycota, Glomeromycetes, Glomerales, Glomeraceae.
AUGUCUGCUAUUACAACCAAGUUCGUUACAGACCACAAACUCACCAAUGAAAUGAGUCUCGAAGAGCUUAGCCAGUAUGCGCCAGAAAUACUUGAGCUCUUACCAGCUGAUAGAGAGAAAAGGCAUCAGGCUCGCGAUCAUCUUCAAAAAGGAUAUAACUUUAGUAAAGAACAAGCAUUUGCGUUGAUAUCUUCUCAAAGAACUGGUCAAACUAAAAGUCAAGUAACCCCCAAAGAAGGAGGGGCAGAAGCGGAAGUGAAUAUAUGCUGUGCUAAAAGCGCCUGCCAAGUAUCAGAUAUUAUCCCAGAAGGAGAAAUCAUUAGAGAAAUGGCUCAGCGUAUUAUGCGGGAUAGCCUUAGUGAAAAAGAAGUAAAACUUAUAGCUAAAGCAUUAGCUGAAACAUCCCCUAAUCCAGUUGCCUGCACAUCUAGUCUCAGUAGGCUCCGAAAGGAAUUGCGGAAGCUUAAUGCCCCAAAGGCAAUAAUCGAAGCUACGAAGAUUCCAGGGAUAACCACUUUAUCGAAUAAAAUCCAAAGGGAGAAGAGUUUAUUAUGCAAAGAUGAAGGAAUUCAUUAUCCGGACCACUUCUCGUUAGAAUCGGUUAAGAAGAGAUUGGAUUCGUAUGAUGUAUCUAAUAUACCUGACAAACAGGCCCUAGCUGAUGUAAUGAUUAUGCUCUGUAUUCGUCCAGCUGAAAUUAAAGAUUAG